CACUAAGUGCUCUCCUCUUAUAUUGAUCGGUUGGUUCUUGCCCUGCCUAGUCCUCAGGGAGAAGCAAGACAAAAUAACAAGACGGCCCAGGGAAAACAUAGCAUAAAUAUAUAUAGUUUGUUGCCGAUUAAAUUUCCUUUGCAGGUAAUGAGGCGAUGGCACGUAAACUGGUGAAUAGGAUAUCGGAAACGAUUACUCGUUUUGUAUGACACGCGGCUACAAUACGCGCGGUGCCCACGGUGCAACCCAGUGAAUGUAUUAGUUAGGCGCGAGAUCAAUGGUUGUCUUUCAGUUUCACAGUUUCUCUGUGAGCGUUUGUCUAGGCUGGAUUGCGUAUGACUGCUAUUGACAGUGCGUUUGUAGUUACCGAUUUAGAAUGAUUUGCAAGGCGCUUUGUGUAACUGGUACCGUGCUUCUGUGCGUCUCCUUGGGACUCAGCGCGCCUAUGGCAGACCAGUACUCCCGGAGUGUGGACUGGCUGACGCGGUAUGGGUACCUGUUACCGCCAGACCCACGAACGGGCCUGCUCCAGACCAAGGAGGGGAUUCACCGGGCUCUUCGACAGAUGCAGAGAUUCGCUGGCCUGAAUGAAACAGGGGAGCUGGACGCCGCCACCGUUUUCCUCAUGUCCACUCCGCGCUGUUCCCUCCCCGACAUCGUGGGAACGGGGGACCUGCGCAGGCGGAGGAGGAAGCGAUACGCCCUGUCGGGGCUGCAGUGGGACAAGGCGGACCUCACCUGGAGUGUCGAGAGCUAUCCCUCUCCCUCCACCUCUCCGUCUCUCCGCCCCGAGUUAGUGGUGCUCAUCCUGACCUACGCCCUCAAAACGUGGGGCGACGUUACCCCGCUGCGCUUUCACCCCCUCCCCCGUCGGGGGGGAGCGGGCGGAGGGAGGACGGAGGAAGGGGACAUCAAGGUGUCCUUCGCGCGGUCCUUUCACAACGACGGGUACCCCUUCGACGGCAAGGGCGGCACGCUCGCCCACGCCUUCUUCCCGGGGCGGUCCGACCUCGCCGGGGACGUGCACUUCGACGACGAGGAGGCCUGGACUCACCCCGGCUCGCCGAGAUUCCGUGGCAGUACAGACCUCUUCACAGUGGCCGUCCAUGAGUUCGGCCAUGCCCUGGGCCUCUCCCAUUCGUCCUCUGAUGCGUCAAUCAUGAGGCCCUAUUACCAGGGCCCUGUGGGGGAUAUCAGUAGCUUCAGACUUCCUGAGGAUGACAGGCUAGGCAUCCAGACACUCUAUGGAAACAGAGGAGGAUUGAUGACUCCACCUCCAGAUUCCCCUGCCACUCCCAGUUUGCCCCGCCCUCCAACUCCUCCAUCUCCAAGACCAACAAAACACCUAGAUCCAUCUCAUCUGGAUCGCUGUGAGGGAGGCUAUGAUGCUGUGGCCAAUAUCCGAGGAGAAGUGUUCUUCUUUAAGGGUCCGUAUUUCUGGCGGGUCCAGCGGUCGGGGUCCCUGGUGUCGCUUUCCCCGGCUCUGAUCUGCAACUUCUGGAAGGGGCUCCCCCGCGAAACCCGCCGAAUCGACGCUGUCUACGAGAGGAAGGGCGACAGCCGCAUAGUCUUCUUCAUCGGUGACCAGUACUGGGUCUUCAAGGACACGUCCGCCCUCCAUGGGUACCCCCGCCCCCUGUCAGACUGGGGGUUGCUCUCAGGCGACGGGAGGCCGUCUGAGAGGGUGGGGGCGGCGUUCGUGUGGGCACAUAACGGAAAGACCUACCUGUUCAGCGGAGGGGAGUUCUGGAGGUUUGAUGAAGGAGGGAGGGGGGCAAGGACUCUGAAUACGGGCUACCCCAGACCUACCUCCCUCUGGGGCGGGGUUCCCACUGACCCCGAUGACAUCAUGAGCUGGACUGAUGGGGACACUUACUUCUUCAAGAACAACUCCUAUUGGGUGGUGAAGAGUGGAGGAUUGGAUCAUGAAACUGUCACUCCUAAAUCUAUCGCAGUUGAUUGGAUGAGAUGUCCGCCUCCUUCGACUCCUACCCAGUUAUCAGGCAGCUGCAAUGCUAGGGCCUGGAAGUGCAACUGUACCAGGAACAGAACUGUCCUAAUUCAGGCCUCCCAUUGGCUAAUCUUAUUUUCCCUCACUUUGAUAUUCUGGUCUCUUUUAACUCAUUGACAAAUGACUUUAGUUUGAGUUUUGAAUGUACAAGGAUGCAUUUACUUGGAUUAUUUGAAUAGCAGAAAUCAUUUUUAGUUGUAAUGCAAUAUAAACUGGGUUGAAUUCCAAUUAAUAUGUUUUAUAUUACAAUAUUUGAAAGGGUUAACUUUGUAUUAAAUCAUUUGAAGAGAACAAAAACUUCAAUGGGAUACCCUUCCUUUCCAAUUAAAAUGUGCAGAGAUGUGAACAACAGAUUCUCUGGAAUAAUAUUUUAGAAUAAAUUAUCAAAUUUAUAAAUGAA
Messenger RNA from Anguilla anguilla (European eel), 2411 nucleotides. It is a transcript of the gene mmp25a, whose product is annotated as matrix metallopeptidase 25a. The transcript is spliced from 10 exons. Lineage: Eukaryota; Metazoa; Chordata; Actinopteri; Anguilliformes; Anguillidae. Gene Ontology annotation, molecular function: zinc ion binding; metalloendopeptidase activity. The coding region runs from base 377 to 2128 and encodes 583 amino acids. Gene Ontology annotation, biological process: extracellular matrix organization; proteolysis; collagen catabolic process. The record is from RefSeq and is a predicted model, not a curated record. Gene Ontology annotation, cellular component: extracellular matrix.